Molecule: messenger RNA, 1596 nt
Organism: Zophobas morio
Lineage: Eukaryota; Metazoa; Arthropoda; Insecta; Coleoptera; Tenebrionidae
Product: UDP-glycosyltransferase UGT5-like
Exons: 4
Coding region: 32-1540 (502 amino acids)
Molecular function (GO): UDP-glycosyltransferase activity
Source: RefSeq, a predicted model, not a curated record
CAACGUAACCUUGGUUUAGUCUUGUCACAAAAUGUACUUCGUUACUGUGGUACUUCUUCUACAAGCAGUGUCCAUCCUGUGCAGCAACAUAUUAGGCGUGUUCAUAUUUCCUUCAAUUAGCCACCAAAGCGUUUUUCAGUCAAUCUGGAAAGAACUAUCCCUGAAAGGUCACAACGUCACUGUGGUAACACCAAAUCCUUUGAACAACCCAACCUUGACAAACCUAACUGAAAUCAGUAUUAGCUUCACGUACGACUUUCUAAAACAAACCAAAAUCCAAAAACUUUUGUCAAAAGAUGGCAACAUUUUUCAAAACUAUGACGCUACGAUUCGUUUUAUAGAUGUUGUUGUAGAAGCCGAACUCAACAGUACUGGCUUCAAAGAACUGAUAGCUGAUCAGUCCAGACAUUUUGAUUUGAUUUUAGUCGAAUUUUUUCAUCCAAUUAUGUACGCUUUAGGAGGGAGAUUCAAAGCCCCUGUUGUUGGAGUUUCUGCGUUUGGACUAAUAUCAGUCAACGACAAGAUUGUUGGUAAUCCCACACACCCAGUACUUUACCCAGAUCUUCUAUUUGGGUUCUAUAACAUCGAGUCGUCAGUGUGGAACAAAAUUAAAAGUGCUUUAUGGAGCGUGUAUUCAGAGUACUACCACCAUGUUAUUUGGGUACCGAGACAACAUAGGGUUGCAAAAAAGUACUUUGGUGAAAAUUUGCCGUACUUAGGAGAUCUCGAGACGGGUCAAAGCAUGUUUUUUCUAAAUGUAAAUCCUUUGUUGUACCCGUCGAGGCCCAACGUACCCGCUAUAGUCGAAAUGGGGCAGAUGCACAUGAAACCGGUACAACCGCUUCCUCAAGAUUUGCAACAAAUACUAGAUGAAGCUACCGAAGGUGUGAUCUAUGUCAGCUUAGGGUCAAACAUCAAAAGCGUAAACUUAGAUGAAAAACUGAGGAACACAAUAAUAGAAGCCUUAUCUGAAUUACCUUACAAAGUCUUGUGGAAAUGGGAGUCCGAAUACUUGCCUGGAAGACCAAAGAACGUGGUCACAAGACACUGGUUUCCCCAACAGGAUCUCCUUGCACAUCGAAAUAUUCGUGCUUUCGUUACCCAAGGGGGUCUUCAAUCCAUUGAAGAAGCAGUCUCUAGAGGGGUACCACUCAUUGGGAUGCCUUUCAUGGGAGAUCAGCCAUCAAAUGUGCAAAAAAUUGUAGACAUGGGGAUCGGGUUAGGUGUUGAUCCAAGUACCGUGAGCAAGGAGGAACUAAGGCAAUGUAUAGUUAAUGUUGCCGAAAACAAUAAAUAUAAAAAACGGAUCGAAGAAAGUCGUAAACUUUUGUACGAUAAGCCGAUGACGGGGCUGGAAAAGGCUGUUUGGUGGGCUGAGUACGUUAUUAGGCAUAAGGGGGCAAAACACCUGAGGAGGACAACAGCUGAUUUUUCUUAUUUUGACUAUUUCCUAGUGGAAGUUGUGUUAAUCGCAACUGUAAUGAUUAGUGUCAUUAUUUAUCUCUCGUACAAAAUAAUCCGAUUGACUAAUUGUCAAUAGUUAUCUGUCAAACCGACCGCAUGUGUGUGAAAAUAGUACUAAAUAAUCACCAAGUG